AUGAGCAGCUCCUCCCAGUCCCUCGAGCUGCUCUUCAGCUUCCUCUCCCGCUCCUACGCCGCUGCGGAGACCAACUUCUUCAAGAUCCCCGGCUCCGCUGUCGUCGCCCGCUAUGUCCAGUCGUCCCACCAGAACGACCCCGGCCGCACUCUGCUCGAGGUUCUCCUCGUCAUCCUCGCCAUCCGCACUCUCCUCCAGUCGCGUACUCGUAGCGAGGAGUCAGGCAAACACUUCAUCCAGUUCGACGAGAAGGAAAUCGACGACCUUGUAGUUGAAUGGACACCGGAACCUCUGGCUCAGCCUCUCACCGCUGAAGAACGCGCCGACCUCGACGCCGUCCCCGUCAUCGCUGGCCCCACUGGUCCUAAGCCCAAACUUACGUCAGGCAAGACUGUCAUCAACCUUGCCAGCUACAAUUUCACUGGUCUUGCCGGCAACGAGGAGCUCAAGAGCGCCGCCGUUGAGACGGUGAGGAAGUACGGCCUGGGAAGCUGUGGUCCCCCGGGUUUCUACGGCACCCAAGAUGUGCACAUCCAGCUUGAACGCGACAUUGCGGACUUCCUCGGUACAGAGGCGGCCAUCUGUUAUUCGCAGUCCUUUUCCACCAUCCCCUCCGUCAUUCCGGCCUUCUGCAAGCGUGGUGAUGUCAUCGUCGCCGACCGCGGUGUCAACUUCGCCAUCCAAAAGGGCCUGCAGAUUUCUCGCUCGAAUGUACGCUGGUUCGACCACAACGACAUGGACAGUCUCGUGCACGUCUUGGAGGGCAUUGAGAAGGAUCGCAAGAAGCGCGGGGCGCCUCUCACUCGCCGGUUCAUCGUGACGGAAGGUAUCUUUGACCACGACGGUAGCAUGUCGGACCUCCCGAAGCUGAUCGAACUCAAGAAGAAGUACAAGUACCGCCUCAUCCUCGACGAGAGCGUCUCCUUCGGUAGCGUCGGGCGUACUGGUCGUGGUCUCACCGAGCUUUACAACGUUCCUGCGUCCGAGGUAGACAUGUUGGUUGGAUCGGUUGCGAACGGCCUCUCAACCUGCGGUGGUUUUUGUGCUGGGUCCGACAUCGUCGUCGACCAUCAGCGCAUCAACGGCACCUCCUUCGUCUUCUCCGCUUCCAUGCCCCCGGCGCUCGUCGUCGCUGCCGCCGAGGGAAUCAACAUCCUCCGCUCCACGCCCUCCAUCUUCACGACCCUUCAAGACAAUGUCCGCGCCGUCCGCGCCGUGCUCACCGCCGGCGACUACAUGGCCAUUCCCUCGCACCCCGCGUCCGCCGUGAUCCACAUCCACAUCAAGUGGCCGACGCUGCAGGUCCACCCGCCCGCCGCGACGAGCAAGCCGUCGAACCCGCUCUCGGCCAAGCCGCGUGAGGCGCCGCACUGGGACAUCGCGCUCGAGGAGCGCCUCUUGCAGGACAUCGUCGAGGAGGCCCUGGCGCAGGGCGUGAUGAUCACGCGCGCGAAGCGGCUUCGCGGCCAGGAGCUCACCGACGCGCGGCCGAGCAUUAGGCUCGCGGUCACCGCGGCGCUGUCGCGUAAGGACUGCGAGAAGGCGGCGGGCGUGGUGAGGGCGGCGUUCGCGAAGGUGAUUGGGAAGAGGCGGUAG
Epithele typhae is the source of this 1596-nucleotide messenger RNA. RefSeq names its product serine palmitoyltransferase. The transcript has 6 exons. The record is from RefSeq and is a predicted model, not a curated record. Gene Ontology annotation, molecular function: serine C-palmitoyltransferase activity; pyridoxal phosphate binding. NCBI's taxonomy places the organism in Eukaryota, Fungi, Basidiomycota, Agaricomycetes, Polyporales, Epitheliaceae. Gene Ontology annotation, cellular component: endoplasmic reticulum. Bases 1 to 1596 code for a protein of 531 amino acids. Gene Ontology annotation, biological process: ceramide biosynthetic process; sphingosine biosynthetic process.